Messenger RNA from Polistes canadensis, 5645 nucleotides. RefSeq names its product neural-cadherin-like. The coding region runs from base 228 to 5108 and encodes 1626 amino acids. The transcript has 23 exons. Lineage: Eukaryota; Metazoa; Arthropoda; Insecta; Hymenoptera; Vespidae. Gene Ontology annotation, molecular function: cadherin binding; calcium ion binding. Gene Ontology annotation, biological process: homophilic cell-cell adhesion. Gene Ontology annotation, cellular component: plasma membrane; catenin complex. The record is from RefSeq and is a predicted model, not a curated record.
GUUAUAUUAUUUAAUUUCCAGUAACGAAAUUCAUUCGGAUUGGAAUAGCCGACAAGAACGACAACCCACCUUACUUCGACAAAAGCCUCUACGAGGCUGAGGUAGACGAGAAUGAGGACAUUCAACAUACAGUUCUUACUGUCACCGCCAAAGACCACGACGAGUCCUCGCGUAUUCGAUACGAGAUUACGAGCGGUAACGUAGGCGGUGCAUUUGCUGUGAAGAACAUGACCGGCGCCAUUUAUGUCGCCGGUGUUUUGGAUUAUGAAACCAGGAAAAGGUACGAACUUCGUCUCACAGCAUCGGAUAGUUUAGAAGAGAAUAAUACAACAGUUGUGAUACACGUGAAGGAUGUAAAUGAUAAUCCACCUGUCUUUGAGAGACCGAAUUAUAGAACCCAGAUAACCGAAGAGGAUGAUAGGAAUUUACCCAAACGAGUGCUCGGGGUCACUGCAACCGACGGGGAUAAGGAUAGACCUCAAAACAUCGUAUAUUUCUUGACGGGACAGGGAAUCGAUCCAGACAACCCGGCCAACAGUAAAUUUGACAUCAAUCGGACUACAGGAGAGAUUUUCGUCCUCAAACCACUGGAUAGAGAUCAACCGAAUGGACGACCUCAAUGGCGAUUCACUGUUUUCGCUCAGGACGAGGGUGGGGAAGGUUUAGUAGGAUACGCCGAUGUACAGGUCAACCUCAAAGAUAUUAACGAUAAUGCACCGAUAUUCCCACAGGGAGUAUAUUUUGGUAACGUUACCGAAAAUGGAACGGCAGGAAUGGUCGUAAUGACCAUGACCGCGGUAGAUUACGACGAUCCUAGCGAAGGUACCAACGCUAAAUUAGUUUACUCAAUCGAAAAAAAUGUUAUCGAGGAAGAAACUGGAACACCGAUAUUCGAGAUCGAAUCUGAGACGGGGGUCAUCAAGACGGCUGUUUGCUGUUUGGACAGAGAACGUACACCGGAUUAUUCUAUACAAGUUGUCGCGGCGGAUGGAGGGGGGUUAAAGGGUACGGGUACGGCAUCGAUACGAGUUAAAGAUAUAAAUGACAUGCCACCACAAUUUACGAAAGAAGAAUGGUUUACCGAAGUAGACGAAACCGAAGGACCUGAUUUACCCGAAAUGCCAAUACUCACCGUAACUGUUCACGACGAAGACGAAACCAAUAAGUUCCAAUACAAGGUAAUCGAGAGUAGUGGUUACGGUGCUGACAAAUUUACUAUGGUGAGAAACAACGACGGUACUGGCUCAUUGAAGAUAGUUCAAUCUCUCGAUUAUGAAGAUCAAUUGCAAAGUAAUGGUUUUCGAUUUAGAAUACAAGUAAACGAUAAGGGGGAAGACAAUGACAAUGACAAAUAUCACGUUGCUUAUUCCUGGGUGGUUGUCAAAUUAAGAGACAUCAAUGAUAAUCAACCACAAUUUGAAAGAGCCAACAUCGAAGCUACUGUCCCUGAAAAUGCUAGAAUCGGGAAUACUCUGGAAACGUUCAAAGCUACAGAUCCCGAUCAAGGUGGUAAAAGUAAAGUAUCCUAUUCGAUCGAUAGAAGUUCCGACAGGAAAAGGCAAUUCUUUAUCAACGAGAAUGGUACGGUAUCCAUUCAAAGGAGUCUCGAUCGCGAGGACACCCCACGUCAUCAGGUUAAAAUCUUGGCCAUCGACGACGGUAUACCACCAAAAACUGCGACAGCUACUCUGACAGUUAUCGUUCAGGAUAUUAACGACAACCCGCCUAGAUUCCUUAAAGAUUAUCGACCAAUCUUGCAAGAACAUCUUCAAACGAGAAAAGUCGUUGAGAUUUUAGCCACCGACGACGACGACAGAUCCAAAAGCAAUGGUCCACCGUUCACUUUCAGAAUGGAUCCAAACGCGGAUGAUAUUAUCAGGGCUAGUUUCAGAGUCGAAAGCGAUAACAAGGGAGCAAAUGGAGAUGGCAUGGCUAUAGUUUCGUCUUUACGAUCAUUCGACAGAGAACAACAGAAGGAAUACUUGAUACCUAUUGUUAUAAAGGAUUCUGGAAAUCCUUCGAUGUCUGGAACAAGUACAUUGACCGUUAUAAUCGGUGACAGUAACGAUAAUAAAAUGCAGCCUGGUUCUAAGGACAUUUUUGUAUAUAAUUAUGCAGGACAAUCACCUGAUACCGAGAUAGGUAGAGUAUACGUUUACGAUUUGGAUGAUUGGGAUUUGCCGGACAAAAAGUUUUAUUGGGAAAGUUUAGAACAUGCGCAAUUUAAGUUAGACGAAGAUACCGGAAUGAUAUACAUGAAAUCUGGUACGCACGACGGGAGAUAUCAUCUUCGUUUCAAGGUUUAUGAUCGAAAACACACGCAAACAGAUGUACCUGCGAAUGUAACAGUCAUAGUUAAAACUAUACCUCACGAAGCUGUUCUUAAUUCUGGAUCCGUUCGUAUAUCGGGUAUUACGGAUGAAGAUUUCAUACGUGUUUGGGAUUAUAGGUCGCAGAAUUUAUCUCGAAGUAAGGCAGAUUUGUUCCGAGAAAAAUUAGCACAAUUGUUAAGCAUAGAUAAAGAAUACGUCGACGUAUUUAGCGUUCAAUUGCGAAGGAUGCAUCCACCUUUGACUGACGUUAGAUUCGCUGCUCAUAGUUCCCCUUAUUAUAAACCUGUAAGACUAAAUGGAAUAGUCUUGAUGCAUCGGGAAGAGAUUGAAAAAGAUGUUGGAAUAAACAUCACUAUGGUCGGAAUCGAUGAAUGUUAUUACGAAAAUGAAAUGUGCGAAGGCAGUUGCACCAACACCCUUGACAUCAGCAAUUUACCUUACAUGGUUAAUGCCAAUAAAACAGCUUUGGUUGGAGUUAGAGUCGAUGUGAUAGCCGAAUGUACGUGUGGUGCAAGAAACUUUAGCAAAAGUGAAUCAUGCCGAAGCAGUCCUUGUUACAAUGGUGGCCGUUGUAUCGAAGGAAGAUUCGGUUUAUCGUGUCAAUGUCCUUCCGGAUAUAACGGGCCAAGGUGUCAACAAACGACUAGAAGUUUUCGUGGCAAUGGUUGGGCUUGGUAUCCAGCUCUGGAAAUGUGCGAUAAUAGUCAUUUAAGUUUUGAAUUUAUUACCAAAAAAUCGGAAGGAUUGUUAUUGUACAAUGGUCCUAUUGUUCCACCGGAAUCCGAUGAGAUUAUGGUAUCUGAUUUCAUAUCGGUCGAAUUAGAUCGCGGAAUACCAAGACUUUUGAUAGAUUUCGGAUCUGGCACUUUGGAAUUAAAAGUCAAACCUAAGAGAACCUUGGAUGAUGGAGAAUGGCACAGACUCGACAUAUUCUGGAAUACGGAGACGGUAAAGCUUAUCAUCGAUUACUGUAAAUCUGCUGAAAUAACCGAAUUAGAAGAUGGUACACCUUCAGAAUUUAACGACACGUAUUGUCAAGCACAAGGCACAGUGCCACCGUUCAACGAAUACUUAAACGUAAAUGCACCACUUCAAAUUGGUGGGCUUUACGUUGAACAAUUCGAUCCAACUCAUUACAAAUGGAAACACAUGCCCGUUGGGAAAGGUUUUGAUGGUUGCAUAAAGAAUCUAUUUCACAAUAGUAAACUUUACGAUCUGGCUCAUCCCGGAUUAUCGAGGAACAGUUUUGCGAGUUGUUCGCAAACCGAAGACAUUUGCAAUAGUCAAGAAUUGACGCUCCGUUGUUGGGAACACGGGACGUGCGUUGGUAAUUUUUCCGAAGCAAGAUGCCAAUGUAAUCCUGGCUGGACUGGUCCUGGUUGUAUGACUUCAACGAUACCAACAACAUUCAAGCCACAGAGUUACGUCAAAUAUGCAUUAUCUUUCGAACCCGACAAAUAUUCGACUCAGGUGCAAUUGAGAUUUCGAACACGAGAGGUGCACGGUGAACUUUUUCGAGUGAGCGAUCAGCAUAACAGAGAAUAUGCUAUUUUGGAAAUCAAGGAUAGCCGAUUGCACUUUAGAUACAACUUGAACAGUCUCAGAACUGAGGAACGAGAUAUUUGGUUAAGUGCGAUAGCAGUGGACGAUGGUCAAUGGCAUACCGUCAGAGUAUCCAGAUAUGGUUCGGCUGCGACCUUGGAAUUAGAUGGUGGAGAAGGAAGAAGAUUUAACGAGACAUUUUCUUUCGAAGGCCAUCAGUGGCUUUUGGUUGACAAACAAGAAGGAAUUUAUGCUGGAGGAAAGGCCGAAUAUACAGGUGUAAGAACUUUCGAAGUGUAUGCCGAUUAUCAGAAAGGUUGUUUGGACGAUAUUAGAUUAGAAGGCAAACAUCUCCCAUUACCACCGGCUAUGAAUGGAACACCAUGGGGUCAAGCAACAAUGGCGAGAAAUCUUGAACGAAAUUGUCCGUCGAAUAAGCCCUGUGCCAAUGUCAUUUGUACGGAACCUUUCGAAUGUAUCGAUCUCUGGAACGAAUACGAUUGCACUUGUGGCGAAGGAAGAAUACCCUCGCCCGAUAACAAGGGUUGCAUGGAUAAAAAUGAAUGCAUAGAUUAUCCUUGCCUGAAUGGUGGUAGAUGCAUCAAUCAAGAUCCACGAUAUCGAUAUCGAUGCAUUUGUCCCGAAGGAUUCUGGGGUGAAAAUUGUGAAUUGGUACAAGAAGGUCAAACGUUGAAGCUCAGCAUGGGAGCACUUGCAGCCAUUCUAGUUUGUUUAUUAAUUAUUCUUGUUUUGGUGUUGGUAUUCGUCGUUUACAACAGAAGAAGGGAAGCUCAUAUUAAAUAUCCUGGGCCUGACGACGACGUUAGAGAGAAUAUUAUUAAUUACGAUGACGAAGGUGGUGGAGAAGAUGAUAUGACGGCGUUUGACAUAACGCCAUUGCAAAUUCCAAUUAAUGGUCCUAUUCCAGAAAUGGGUGGAAAAUUAGCACCGUGUAAAGUAGCCUAUCCAUUAGGACCAGAGCCUAACGUGGGUAUUUUUAUCGAAGAACACAAGAAAAGGGCCGACAGCGAUCCGAAUGCCCCACCCUUCGACGAUUUACGAAAUUAUGCGUACGAAGGAGGUGGAAGUACCGCCGGUUCGCUUUCGUCUUUGGCUUCGGGAACAGAUGACGAACAACACGAGUAUGAAUACUUGGGCGCUUGGGGUCCUAGAUUCGACAAACUUGCAGACAUGUACGGUCCUACGACAGAAGAAAGCGAAGAAGAGGAUUAGAUGAUAUCUUUUGUCGAUUAAUUAAUUAAUGUCCAUCGAAUUUUGUCCCCACGAUCCAAAUUUUGGAAGUAUUCGUGUCCGUUGUAAAAAAAAAAAAACAACCAAACGAAGAAUGAACGAAGAAGAGAAAAGGGAUAGAAGGAAUAAAAUAAGGAAUGGAAGAAGAAGAAGAAGAAGAAGAAACCGCGAAAGUAGAAAACUUUCCUCUGCAAGAUUUUUUAGGGUGAGAUUCGAAUGAUCGAUAAAAUAAUAAAAUAGUUCGUCGAGAUCUCGAGAGGAAGAAAAGGAGGAGGAGGGGAAAGGAAGGUUCGUAAAAGAAUAAAAGACUAUGUCAUAUUAGAGUGUGUAAGUGAUCGAAAAGGAAAGAAAGAAAGUAAAUAAGGUGCACCGAUGCAACGAUCGGUGAGAAAGUUCAAAACACAUAGUUCCAAAGUGAUCUCAGCGAGAGCUAUUACUACGUCUGUCGCAUUAUGAACGUUGCAAUAAUUUUUCGAGUCAUACCUAAACGAAUGGUAUACGUAUGUAGGUGGUACAUAA